This is a messenger RNA of Drosophila eugracilis, 3478 nucleotides long. RefSeq lists its product as uncharacterized. Bases 1751 to 2083 code for a protein of 110 amino acids. The transcript is spliced from 3 exons. The record is from RefSeq and is a predicted model, not a curated record. Lineage: Eukaryota; Metazoa; Arthropoda; Insecta; Diptera; Drosophilidae.
UUGAGCGUGCAAGUUUGGGCAACCAGACACCCUUGCCAAUUAUACAGAAAGGCCAACAAAUAUAUCAAAUCAAAACAGAGAAAAAGAUUAAAAAUAUAAGAACAAAAACCCAAUAUGGCAGCCUGUCAAGCCUGAAAAAUUCGGAAAACAUAAGAGAAACGAUUUUGUAUUUUUGGCCAAUUCGUAACGUUUUUUCGGUCCCUCAGCUGUGUGUUACAUAAAUCUCGGCGAAUGUGUGCGUGUGCGUGAGAGAGUGCCCAUGUGUGUGUGUGCGACUAACAGCAACAGCAGCUAAGAAAAAUUAUAAAAAUCAGCUAAAAAAAAUAUAGAAAGCUACUCCCCGCUUUAGAUCUAUCGUUUGUGUGCUUAGUCAAUUGGGCUCAAACCCAAAAGCUGUUUCGGUGUCAAUUACUAGAAAGUUACUACCUACAAAUAUUACGCAUACGAGGCGGUGUACGCAGAAGAACCACUUAGAACUCAGCUAAACAACCGACAACAACCAGUCGAAGCAAUGUUCGUUGCCCAUCAGAUACCCAAUAUCUAAUCCACUUAUAAAAGAUAUAAAUAUAAAGAUAAUGCUAUUAACACGAGUUUAUAGCGCACACAACUAAUCUGAAACCAACUCGAACACGCCACAAAGACCCCAAGUACUCGAACCAGAAACAAAUUGCAGCACUAAACCAAUACGAACAAGAAUACAAAUGCAAACAGAAACACAGAACCACACUGAACCAAUAUCAAACAGCAUAUGCAUAUUGCUAAUUAAAUAAUUAAAUUAUGAAUAGCUAAAGCUAAUUAAGCAACAAUGCCCGAACAGCAGACACCCAACUAGCCCAUACCCAGUCCAGUAUAUCUACUCUAAUCGUCCGCCUGUAGCUACAUAGAUACAACUGCUAACUGCUAUUUACGCAACAUUUAGGAGUAAAGACAGCCAAGUCACAACACUGAAUAGAACAUAUUAAACAAACACUAGAGGAGAACAGCAAAUACAGAAUAUUAACUACCAAAUACCUAUAUCAAAUAUAGAUUGCCUUGCUCCCCGUAUAAAUGUCUAACUAAAUGUACUGUUUGAUCGUUCCAACCCGUAAUGAAAGUAAUGAACUACCACUCCUCCUGUUUGUGUGCCUUCGAAUGUGCAGCGAAUGCAGCUCCUGCCUCGGCUGAACACGCUAUGCCCAGUAUCUGCUAUGCCACCUAUAGCUAACCCGGCUGCAGCUCCCAAGCUCCGGAUACUGAGUCUACCACCCAACUAGCCAACUAACCAACUAUCCAGACACAUGUAAAUACAGACUCUCUCUACCUACCCGAACAGUCAGAGAUCAGUUUUCAGUUCCUGAUUUUGUAAGCCAUUGGAUAACCCGACACCGAUACCGAUACCGAUACCGACUACACUCACACAAUCCGUGUCCAGAUUCCUGAAAUCCCGCGGAAAGGCGACGCCACACGAUCUGAAAUCCAACUUUUACACACCGUUAAUACUUUUGGCUCUAUGUGCAAUUUAAACCUCAAUAAACUCACCACCUAAGCAACAAAGUUAAACUAAAACCAAGAUAUCAAAGCAAGUUCAACUCGCUCGCUCGUUUUCUUCAUCUAAAACCAAAUCAAAACCAAAGCAAAAAAGACAAAGCCUCAGAUAAUUGGCUCCAAUUGAACUAAUUGUUUUAUGCUUCUAAUUGUUUUAUGCGAAAUUUCUAUCGAUAACUAACCGCCAAACCAAACCGCUUAAAAUCGAAAUUGCAAUCGAUCCGAAAUGUCUCGCGAAAACUCGCCUCGCCACGGCUCCUUCCGCCGCACUCUGAACAGCAGAGAUCCUUCGUCAGGGGCGCCGGGUUCUGGAACCGGAUCGGGGCCGGGAUCGCCACAUCAUCAGCAGUCGAACCACCAGUACUAUCACCACCACCAGCCGCCGAUCAUGGAGCACGCCGGCGCGCCGAUCUCCACGUCCGCCUCGAACAUAGCCACUGUGAUGGAGGACGGCGAGAACGCCCAUCUGCCGCCCCUAACGGGAUCGGGGCCUAGUCGCCAGCGAUCCCUGCGCGAUCGACUUAAGGACGGCAUCACCGGCAGCUUCUCCUGGCAGUAAGUCCCACCACGCUCCCUCUUUUCGAUGCUUCUUCCACCACUUUUGUUCCAAAUUAUUACCACUCUUUUCCAACACCCAGAUUUUGAGAUUCCUUUCCUUUUCCGUAGAUUUUAUUUAUGUUUUUCAGUAGCCCAAUCUCCACUGUAUGUUAAAGCUUUUCUUUCUAGACUUCGAUUUAGUUAGUACCAACACUUAAAAGCACAGCGUUGUAAGUAAAGUAUGGACUCUUUCGAGAGCGGAAGCUAAAACAAAAAGAUCAACUAGAUUGCACAGAGCACCCCUUGUAUAAAAACAUAAACUAAAAAUCCAACCUUAAUUUAACUCAGUUUUAGGCUUAGAAUUGGUUUACAUGUGGUAAGUGCUGGUUGCAGUUGAUAUUUAGAAUUAAGAAAGUGGGAGACGGGAGAGAAUCUUACCACCUAAAUAAUCACAAUAAUCAAACAGGUCUAGAUCAUUUGCUAAAUGUAUUUUAUUCCAACCAUUAGCUACUGCAACUUGAUCCUUUCCGUGCCAUGGAAUAUUCUUAUUAUAUCAUUUACUCCCUUAGACUUAUUCCUGUUUUUAUGGGUGAUUGACACUUGGGGAUGUGACAUAAAAUAGGAAGCGAAAGCUACAGCCUGACUUUACAAAAUAAAAACUACAAGAAAACAAAAAAAAACAAAAGCAAUUCCUCAAUUUGAGGAGGCAAAGUGAAUCACUGGUCAUAAAUCAAUUAAAUUUGACGUUUUUAUUUGCCGAGUCUCCUUAGUCUUGCCAAAGGGAACACGCGCGCAAACAAUCACCCUAAGAGGCUCAAAACAUUGCAUAAUUAAAAUAAAAAUAAAUAUAAAUAUAAGCACUAAGGGAAACGGCAGAGAAAUCGAGAGGAGGUUACUCCGUGACGGACUCAAAGGGUGACAUAAGCGAAGUCAACGCACUUCACUGCCCAAUCGAGGUGGGAAAAACAGGGAAAGGUGACGGCGCGUGGAAAAGCGACUCCCCAAACAGGAAAUACACAUUACCACCUUGUUAAUAUAUUAGUACUUAUUACAAUAUUGUGUUAUCUUUUGAUGAUUCGGCUAAGCCUUAAGUGAUAAACAAAAUGAAUAGUAGGAAAUAAUCUUUGUCACCAAACAGCUCAGGCUGCAAAGCUUAUUCAGAGCAUAUCAUCAUUAAAAACUAAACUUUUCAUUAAGGAACAUGAGAAUUUUAUCAAAUAUUCAAAAAAAAUAGUUUAACAUCCUUCAUAGCCUGCACGAUGGGCAACUCAACCUUCAACAAAGUUUUUAGGGUAUUAAAAAUGAUUUCCCAAAAUAUUUCCGCAAGUCAAAACAGCGAGGAACAAAGAAGAAACUUGCAAUUUAUUUGCAAAACAAUUGAAGCACGUGCGACGAGCAUUGAGGUCAUCAUAAAUGC